Messenger RNA from Arabidopsis arenosa, 951 nucleotides. The record is from the annotation of a GenBank genome assembly. NCBI's taxonomy places the organism in Eukaryota, Viridiplantae, Streptophyta, Magnoliopsida, Brassicales, Brassicaceae.
AGAUCGAAGCUAUAAGUCUCUUGCAGAAGCAGCACGAAUCAAUUUUUAAGAUCUCAGGGUUUCUUGUCCCUUUUUAGGCUCCUUAAUUCUUCGUUGAUAGAGAUAAAUGGAUAUUGGGAUUAGCAACGGAUGGAUAACUCCGACAACUUCAGAAAGCUCUGGAUCUAAUUUCCUGGGUUUGCUUAGAUCCUACCCUAACACCAUCCCCAGGAAGACAAUUCAUAUUGGUAGAAGAACAAUGGUGAUUUCUAGUUCAAAGAAAGCGAAUCUCUCUGCUUCGAGGAAGCAGAGAAUUAAGCUACAGAUUAAUGGAAAAAAGGAGCUGACUUUCAGUGAGUUUUUGAAACACCCAUCUGGCAUGGAGGCUGUAAUCAACGCUAAGGCUUUGCAGAGUUAUCAUUUAGUUGAGGAUACUGAUAAUACUUACAGAUGUACAUUGCCAAAAGUUCAGUUAAUGAGCUUUGAAGUUUCUCCAGUACUGGUUUUAAGGGUCACUCCUACUCAGGAAGAUUGUACAGUUGAGCUGCUUUCCUGCAAGUUGGAGGGGUCAGAGUUGUUGGAGAGCCAAAGUGAAAGGUUUUCAGCAAUUAUGACAAACUGUAUGACUUGGAACAUGGAACAUCGAGAGCCAUUUUUGGAAGCUGACGUGAGAUUGAAUGUCACUCUAGAGAUCUCUACGCGACCGUUCACUAUGCUUCCAGUAUCAGCUGUUGAGGCUCCUGGGAAUCUAGUAAUGCAGACACUGGUAGAUACACUGGUCCCCCUUCUGCUUCAGCAAUUACUUAAAGAUUACGACGAAUGGAUUCAAAAACAGCAACGAAACUCCUUAAACACAAGUUCUUAAUCUAUUACCGAUGUUUUGUCAAACAGAAGAUGCAGGAUUUGUUGUGGCGUUUGAGAUAACAGCGUGUAUUAGAGAUAGCUCUGUAUAAGUAAAACGAAAUUACUGCA